AUUUUAGUACUUCAAGAAACUAAUGAAUCCACAAUUCCUUACUUUGAAUGCUUUUUUAAUUAUGACUCUUGGAAGAGUUUGACAUUUAAAUCUGGUUCGGUAGUUAUUAAUCUGCCAGAGAGAACAUCAAGCGUAAAGGAUCAUCCUCUGAGAUUAGAG
Funneliformis mosseae is the source of this 159-nucleotide messenger RNA. The record is from the annotation of a GenBank genome assembly. Lineage: Eukaryota; Fungi; Glomeromycota; Glomeromycetes; Glomerales; Glomeraceae.